UCCCAGAGCACCUUGAAACAAACGAGAACGCGAAAAUGGAAGUAACAGAGUACCGGAAUCCAAACCCACCGCCGGGUGGCCGCCCUCCAUCUCCGCCGGCGCAGGGAAACGGCGGAGGAUACACUCUUCCGGCAGGUCAAUUUUCAAGCGAGGACAUACUGUUCUGCAUCGACAUGGGUCCAGAAACAAUGGCGGAGAUGAAGGUAAACGGGCCCAAUGGUCGACCCUACACCAGAUUGGACUCCAUCAAGCAAGCUAUUCUGCUAUUCGUCCACGCUAAGCUCACCAUCAAUUCCGAUCACCGAUUCGCCUUCGCCGCCCUCUCGAAAUCCACUUAUUGGAUACGAAAAGAGUUCAGCAGUGAAGUUGACUCUGUGAUUGCUGCUUUGCAAAGUAUCUCAGUCGACUCAUCUUCCAGUCAUGCAGAUCUCACUCAACUAUUCAGAGUUGCAACUCAUGAAGCUAAGAAAUCCCGUGCACAAAAUCGGAUAUUGCGUGUGAUCUUGCUCUACUGUAGGUCAUCCAUGCCUCCACUAUAUCAAUUGCCUUCGACUCUGAAACUCUUCACGUUGGAUGUAAUGUACCUCCACGAUAAGCCCAGCCCUGAUAAUUGUCCGCAGACAGUGUACGAUACCCUGGUGGAGGCUCUUGAACAGGUCACUGAAUUCGAAGGCUACAUAUUUGAGAGUGGUCAAGGGCUAACACGCUCCCUUUUCCGCCACAUGUGCGUGCUCUUGUGUCAUCCUCAGCAACGCUGUGCGCAUGAUGAGGUGGACAUACCAAAGUCUCUGACCAGGAAAACUCUUGCAGUAGCAGACGCAUCACAGGGCGAUGAUAGUGUUGUUGUCUCCAGCCAAUGAGAUUCAACUGUCUGUUAAAUCAAGAAUCAAGAUAAAACUUUUAUGAAUAUGAAAUCUCUCUUUCUUGUGUUGUCUGUGUAAUCUGUGAAUUUAUCGUCUAACUUUGUGUUUCGUGUAUGGAUAGAAGUAUCAACACUGUUGUGAUGAUGGAGUUCUUAAUGAAAAAAAAGAAAAUUCCCAAUGA
Molecule: messenger RNA, 1044 nt
Organism: Erythranthe guttata (spotted monkey flower)
Lineage: Eukaryota; Viridiplantae; Streptophyta; Magnoliopsida; Lamiales; Phrymaceae
Product: BRISC/BRCA1-A complex protein
Biological process (GO): positive regulation of DNA repair
Cellular component (GO): BRISC complex; BRCA1-A complex
Source: RefSeq, a predicted model, not a curated record